ACACAAGGAAGAAGAUCCAUACAAGUGUAGAACUAGACAGAGUAGAAACAGCAGCAAGCAAGACGUAUAAACGAGAACAAAGGCAAGAUCACAGGAGAAGCUUUGCUAGAUAGCUAGCUGAGAUUGAUUUAUGAUGGUGGCCAAGGCGGAGAUGAGCGCCAUAGAGAUGGAGAAGGCGACGAGCGACGGGGAGGUGGUGCUCGGCGCCGGAGACGAGGAGGAUGACGACGACGUGGUGCUGCCGGGGUACCGGUUCCACCCCACCGACGAGGAGCUCGUCACCUUCUACCUCCGCCGCAAGGUGGCCAAGAAGUCGCUCCGCAUCGAGGUCAUCCGGGAGAUGGAUAUCUACAAGCACGACCCAUGGGAUCUCCCCAAGGCGAGCACGGUUGGUGGGGAGAAAGAGUGGUACUUCUUCUGCCUGAGGGGCAGGAAGUACCGGAACAGCAUCCGGCCCAACCGGGUCACCGGCUCCGGCUUCUGGAAGGCCACCGGCAUCGACCGGCCGAUCUACUCCGCCGCGGCCGGCGGCUCCGGCGUGUCCAUCGGGCUGAAGAAGUCGCUCGUUUACUACCGUGGCAGCGCCGGCAAGGGCACCAAGACCGACUGGAUGAUGCACGAGUUCCGGCUUCCGCCGGCCGCCGCCCCGGCCACCAACGCCUCCCCGAGCAUGCAGGAAGCCGAAGUGUGGACCAUCUGCAGGAUCUUCAGGAGGACCAUCACCUACCGCAAGCAGCAGACGUGGAGGCCGGCGCCGGCGCCAUCCACCGCCAUCACUGCUGCCGACUCGAGCUCCAACACGGGGAGCUUCGAGUCGUCGGAGGGCGGUGACGAGUACAUGAACUGCCUGCAGGCUCCGGCAGCCGCCGCUCCUUGCAUCCCCCAGCAGCAGCACCAGUAUGUCAGUCAGACGGGCACGGUGAACAGCGGCAACUUCUUCUACAGGGACACCAUGCACAACCAGCAGUUUCAGGGACAAUGGAACGCUCCGCCUGCCGGGCCGAUGCCGGAGCAGAAACCACAAAAUCCAUUGUCGACGGCCGACUCCUUCCACCAGAAUGAACAUAGCCUCGCCGUCGCCACCAACGAUUUCCACAAGGUCGAGGCCCUCGACGGGUAUUUGGAGGAGAUCGCGAGGAUGAUGGAGGUGACUGAUCCGGCAGGGUUUUACGACUACAGAUCAUACGGUUCAUCAGCAGGAAACAGAGGGCCGAGCUUCGAACGCACCCUCCACUCCUCGGCUCCAUAGGCUCCCGCGAGUUCGCCGACGGUCCGGUCCGGCCCCCUCUCUCGCCGCCAUCGCCCGGCGGCUUCGGCAACACCAUGGUUCGCCCUCCUUCCCACACCGGCCGUUCUCGCGUCGUUCUAGAGAAGUUCAGUAUCGAUGAUCUUCAGGGAAGCUGAAAGGUGGCGGAACAGCGACAGUGUGGAAGCUUCCUGCCGAUCCGUCUGCCCAAUUCGGGAUGGGGUUUACUGUUCCGACGUCGACCGGGUAGUACUCGGCUGCUACCUUCUGGUGCCUAUUGGGUACAUCGGAAGGUCUUGAAGUGGAGGCCCGGCGGCGAGUGUGGUCUCGGGUGGUCCGGGGAAACAGCAGCAGUCACUUACUGUAGCAGCCGUGCCCCCCUGCGCCGCGCUGGUCCAGAGGAACAGUAUACAAGACAACGAUAGCAGUCUUGCGGUGCCUGGCUGGGCUCAUGUAUCUGUCAUGAAUUGAGGAACUUGUGGUUGAACUAAAUCAUUUGAUUGGGUCCAUCUUGUCCUUGUGAACAUGUAUCUUGAUAAUGUCACCGAAAUCCUAAUCCUGUGUG
This is a messenger RNA of Aegilops tauschii subsp. strangulata, 1811 nucleotides long. Its product is annotated as transcription factor JUNGBRUNNEN 1. Gene Ontology annotation, biological process: regulation of DNA-templated transcription. NCBI's taxonomy places the organism in Eukaryota, Viridiplantae, Streptophyta, Magnoliopsida, Poales, Poaceae. The record is from RefSeq and is a predicted model, not a curated record. Gene Ontology annotation, molecular function: DNA binding.